Messenger RNA from Oncorhynchus kisutch (coho salmon), 3651 nucleotides. RefSeq names its product alpha-2B adrenergic receptor. Gene Ontology annotation, cellular component: plasma membrane. The transcript has a single exon. Gene Ontology annotation, molecular function: alpha2-adrenergic receptor activity; epinephrine binding. The record is from RefSeq and is a predicted model, not a curated record. The coding region runs from base 1572 to 3218 and encodes 548 amino acids. Lineage: Eukaryota; Metazoa; Chordata; Actinopteri; Salmoniformes; Salmonidae. Gene Ontology annotation, biological process: G protein-coupled receptor signaling pathway.
ACCUCAACAGGCUGUGUCGCACUGGUUGCAUUGGCAUCGUAGGCGUGUGUGUAUAGCGUGUGUUUGUGUAGAGUGUAUGUCUCAGUGAUGGUCACAGGGUCCACUGCCUGACGCUGCGUGACAUCAUUUCUGUUAGACGGGCGGAGAUCGAGGCGCGGUUAUUAACCCGGCUCGGGCAGUUAACGGGGCUCAGUUGGACGGGGCACGAAGCCGGUGCGUCUUUGUGAAAGAAAAAGUAACAUCAAACUGGAUACGCAAGAGAUGCUGAUUAUUCAACCACUAUUGAAGGAAAAAUGAAGUUGAAUCAGAAAUAAGUGCGUCUUUAUUGUUAUCGGUGCGUCAUUGACAGAAAGUGGACCUAGUCGAGUUGCGCAUAAUCAACCGGGAAAAAAAGAGAGGAAUAAUUCAGUAUAAUGGGGAUAAAAAUGAUUACAUUAUCAUCAUGUAAUCAGUGAGGUGUUGAUAUCACCCUUUUUAUUCUAGUCUUUCACAGCGCUCAGAGGAACUAUAAAACAUAGGCCUAUACCCUAUAUCAAACAAUCGAAAGAUAAAGGAAUAUGUUUGUUUCUUCUCUCCCUACAAUUGAAUUAACUGAUCUGAUGUUUGUGGCUGAAGUCUUCUCGGACUCAUUCCUUAUCUAUUGACAAUGACGGCUCAGUGCGGGUCUCGUUUCGGCACCUAGUCCUUUUGGACAGAUGGAAGCUGAGGAGCGCAGAUUGUUGGGUGACUUUUUACAUCUUCAAACUGUCUCUAUUGCGUGAUAUGGUUUCACUACGAAUGUGAAUGAAUAGCAACUUUUUAAAAGGCAUUUCAUCAACCCAAGUAUCAUUCCAUGCGUCUCUGCGUCCUGGUGCGCUUCAUUGCGCUGGUGAGAUUCGGGGAGUGUUCCGAUUUCAUGGUAGGCUAUAAUUAAGGACGUUUUACUUCAAUGAAUUUAAUUUAAAUAGAACACGGUCUAUGGAUUGCCUGAAGGACCUUUACUGCUUCAAGCACUACGUUUGGAUGACACAUUUUUCUAGCGCUUGUUCAAGCAAUUUUAUAAUUUUCCCCAGAAGAAUAACUAUCCAAGCAUCAGCGGUGUGUGUGUUAGUUAAUAGAUACUUAGUCAUUUAAUUGCCUGAUUAAAUUAUAUUAAUGAAGUAAUUAUUUAUUUGAAUAUCCAAUAACGAUUUAGUGGAUAUAUCCGCACCCGGGUUGUUGAAAAGAGACAUGAAAGAGAAAGUGCGUGACUGGAGGAACAAAAUUAUAUUUUCACACGGGCAAAGUUGUUAGUCUCGGUGAUGCCUUGGGCAAAGCGGUACAAUCUUUUUUUUCUCUCUCAUUUUAAUUCAAUCAUCUAGUGCGUAAAGUUCCAAGUGGACGCCUCUUGAGCCCAACAGCCAUGUCUCUGUUUCUGCGUCAGAGCCCCUCCAUUUACUGCACUCUCACUGGACAACAAGUCUUCCUCAAGGGAUUAAGCUAGCAGAUAACAGAAACCUAUCUCUUCUUUCGCCUUCACUCACUCUAAACAGAAUUCGCUGUCCCUGUGAGUUUGAGUUUUCUCCAAAAUUCUAGCUUCAGCUGGUAUCGCCAUGGCCAUGAUCCCAGAUAUUACAUGCCUGUCAGGGCCAAGGGUGAACCUGAACAUCAGCUUCACCUUCGGCCCCACCCCCUGCAACCAGACAGUACUGCGAACCGCACCCUAUUCCCCAGAGGCCACUGCGUUGUUCGCCACCGCGAUCACCCUCAUGAUGAUCCUCACCAUCGUGGGCAACAUCCUGGUCAUCAUCGCCGUACUGACCUCGCGCUCGCUCCGCGGCCCACAGAACCUCUUCCUGGUCUCGCUGGCCGCAGCCGACAUCCUGGUGGCUACCCUCAUCAUCCCCUUCUCGCUGGCCAAUGAGCUCCAGGGAUACUGGGCGUUCCGCUCACUGUGGUGUGAGAUCUACCUGGCGUUGGACGUCCUCUUCUGCACGUCGUCCAUCGCUCACCUCUGUGCCAUCUCAUUGGACCGCUACCUGUCCAUCUCCCGGCCCGUGUCCUAUGGCGCCCAACGGACCCCCGCGCGCAUCAAGGCGGCCAUCGUGGUGGUCUGGCUUCUCUCGGCCGCCAUCUCCUUCCCUCCCCUCCUCUCCCUGGAUAAGAGCGAGGGAGGGGUGGAGGUGUGUGAGCUGAACAACGAGCGUUGGUAUAUUCUCUACUCCACCAUCGGCUCGUUCUUCGCCCCGUGUCUCAUCAUGAUCGGGGUCUACAUCAGGAUCUACCAGAUUGCCAAGCAACACACAAGAUGUCCGCCAGGGGAAAAACCCAACCUUAACACAACUCCCGGCAACGCGUCUAGCAACACUCCAACAGCCCACGCACCUGGACCUGUCAUUACCCCCCAGCCCAAGCCUCUCAGCCAACUACAGCACAACAGAGGGGAGGGAGGGAAAGCAGAUGGACAAUCCAAGGAUGCCGUACCUUCGAAGAGUCUCCCUGUCUCCUCCCCCUCAUCUCCUCCUCCCCAGAGCGAGACCCAGGCCAAGACCCCUACCGGCCCACAGAUUGAACCACAACCACAGACCCAGCCUUCUUCACCAACCUCUGUCCCCACCUCACCCCAGCCUCCCUCACCCACCAUAGCUCUCUCCCCCACACUCCCCCUUGCAGAAACCCAACCUGGGGAGACCCACAGACAGGGUGAGAGACAGGAGAAGAGACAGAGAAACACCACCAAUGAUGACAGCUUCAGCUCUGGCUCCGAGGCAGAGGCAGAGAUGAGUGGAAAAAGAAAGGGGGGGGGAGGGAACAGGACAGUUAAGAAUAAUGGAGGGUCAAAGUCUGGAGGUGCAGGGUUAAAAAUUCAACCUCUCUCUUCUCUGACCUCUCACAAGUUCAAAAAGACUGUUGCCACACCCACCAGCACAGAGCUGGCCUUUGACAGGCCAGGGAAGGCUCAGGUCACGCCAAUGUCUCGGCGCAAGGCCAUGGUGAAUCGCGAGAAGCGCUUCACGUUUGUCCUGGCUGUGGUAAUCGGGGUGUUUGUCAUCUGCUGGUUCCCUUUCUUCUUCUCCUACUCGCUGCAGGCCAUCUGUCCUGAGACCUGCUCUCUCCCUGAUCCCCUCUUCAAGUUCUUCUUCUGGAUUGGCUACUGCAACUCCUGUCUGAACCCUGUCAUAUACACCAUCUUCAACCAGGACUUCAGGAAGGCCUUCAAGAAGAUCCUCUGUAGGGACACCAAGGGGACAAACUUCUAGAGUGGAUACUGUAGAAGGGACACCUUAUUUAAGAGUAUAUGCUGUGUAAGGACACUAUGGACAAUGACUUCCAGAGUGGAUAUACUGUAAGGAUAGAUUUUAGCUUACCUUGUGUAAGAAACCACAGACAAUCUGCUGAGUCUGUCCUUUGCUGAACAUUCCGUUAGAUCAGAUUAACAAAAGGCUGAACUAUGGAAUGCUGGAGUAGAUCAAGAUGCUCUGAUGUUCCCAUUGGGGGCAGUGGGAGAGGAGGGGAGGGAGGGACGCAAUAUACCUGAAAAAAAAAACUCUGUUACAGCUUGUUUGGUGAUCGGAACAAAACAGGGCCAUCAGUCAUGAGGACAUGUUGCUCAAUUUACAUUAUAAACUGGGUGGUUCGAACCCUGAAUGCUGAUUGGCUGACAGCCGUGGUAUAUCAUGGUUAUGACAAAAC